Molecule: messenger RNA, 1323 nt
Organism: Guyanagaster necrorhizus
Lineage: Eukaryota; Fungi; Basidiomycota; Agaricomycetes; Agaricales; Physalacriaceae
Product: MFS general substrate transporter
Exons: 12
Coding region: 1-1323 (440 amino acids)
Biological process (GO): transmembrane transport
Molecular function (GO): transmembrane transporter activity
Source: RefSeq, a predicted model, not a curated record
AUGGCCCAACAGAUUCCCCGCACUCGAACACGAUCGAUCGACGAAAAGACUAUCGAUGAGCCUCUUGCACGCAAAGACAAGACAAAGGAGGUUAAUGACCUUGUGAAGCCGCCCACAGGCUUCGAGGGAGAGUUUCCCGAUGGCGGAUUGAGAGCUUGGUUGGUUGUCGGGGGAACGAUGUGUACUACGUUUUCGACGUUUGGGUAUGUCAACGCAUGGGGGGUGUUCCAAGCCUACUACGAAGAGACUUUGUUAAAGGACUCGGACUCUUCGAAGAUUGCAUGGAUUGGCUCUGUUCAGUAUGCCCUCGUCUUCAUGCCGGGUCUAGUAACUGGUCGGAUGUUCGACAUCGGUUACUUCAGACUGCCAUUCCUUCUAGCAACCAUCCUCCUCAUCGUUGCAACAUUUCUGGUCGCCCAAUGCACCCAAUACUGGCAUUUCCUGCUCUGCCAAGGUUUCGCCAUUGGGCUAGCAUGUGGGACGGUAUUUGGUCCAGCCAUGGGUAUCAUCGGACACUGGUUUCGACUCCGACGGGGGCUCGCUCUCGGUAUAAUGGCUACUGGCUCGUCGAUCGGUGGUACCGUCAUCCCAAUAACUGCUCGUAAGCUCAUAAUCGCCGUAGGGUUCCCAUGGACGAUGCGGAUCAUCGCAUUUAUCCUGAUGUUUACUCUGGGUAUCGCCAACUUGACGUUGAAACGCCGGCUUCCGCCUGUGAAUGUAUCCGGGGGUGUACUCAACCUGAAGGCGUUCAAGAGCGCGCCGUAUACGAUUUGGUGUCUUGCUAAUUUCAUCGCUUUCCUGGGGCUGUAUACAGUCUUGACCUAUAUCAGCGUUAGCGCCGCAGCCUACGGUGUAUCGGCCGAUAUUUCGUUCUAUAUGGUCUCUAUUGCUAAUGCCAGCUCGGGAAUCGGACGGAUUGUGGCAGGCAUUUGCAUCGAUCGAAUAGGCGCCGUGAACUACUUCGGACCCAUGACAAUCAUAGCCGCCGCCCUCACGUAUGCCUGGCCAUUCGCGCGGAGCUUGGCUUCUAUGAUCGUCGUAGCCAUAAUUUAUGGAUUCUCUAGCGGAGCAUACGUUUCUUCGUUCCUGACUCCCAUCUUCGAGCUAGGCGAGAUCGGUGAUCUUGGGCGACGGACAGGGAUGGCGAUGUCGAUAGCCGCCAUCGGCGCACUUGCGGGUCCGCCGAUCUCCGGGGCGAUCAAUACAGCUACGGGUGGGUUCGAGGCCGUGGGGUAUUAUGCAGGUAGCGCCAUCAUGCUCGCGGUGGUACUGAUGUAUGUUGUUCGGCAUCUUGUUCUGGGAACGUUGAGAGGAAAAUUUUAA